Seminavis robusta is the source of this 4853-nucleotide messenger RNA. The record is from the annotation of a GenBank genome assembly. Lineage: Eukaryota; Bacillariophyta; Bacillariophyceae; Naviculales; Naviculaceae.
UAAUCCUGGCCCUCGCUGGCGGCUAACGUAGAUAACCUCCCUACGCUAUAAAGCCCGCUCAAUUGCCAUCGUAUGCCAUCGUCCCCUCCACCCUCCACCAGCCACGAUGUCAUGAUCUAGCCAGCUGGUAGGUAGGGUUGCUAAAACUAUCUAGCUAGCUAGCUAGCUAGCUAGGCCCCCUCUCUGGAAGGACUCUUGAGUUCGCGAGUAAGCAAGGCAGCAGAGAGGGAAUGGAUCGAGGGCAGCGCUAUUAGGACUAUUGCCCAACAUCUAAACGUGAUUCGAUUCCACCGCAGUAAAAGGGGGUCCACUGCAUCGCAUGUAGCUACAGUGACUGUACCUGGUACUAGUAGCUAGUUGCUGAAAGGCUUGAUGGCUGCAGGUGCAUUGUUGCAUUCGCGGCUGCAGCUGCCGCCUUUUUCUCUUUCUUCCUCCCUUCUUCGUCAAGUUGGGGCGGUUGUUGUCUGGGUGCUUGUCGCGGCUGCUUUGAGGGAAACCCCUCGAGGCUCGAGCAAGGUGGGAGCUGUUCACGGCUUGGUAGCAACUUUGCCCCAAGGAGCAAGUGUGCGCUUCGCAAUUUACAAGAUUAUCCGUUAUGUCUUUGAGCGUCCAUAAAUCUUCGCCUCCAAAGAGACGGAGUGCACAAAGCGGAAAAGCACAAGGCAAAGAGACUCCUUCACCAUGGCCAUCACGGCCUCUUGGAGCAACCACUAAAGUCCAAAAUCAACCACCAACAAUCCCCCACCAUGAGCUCCCCUGUGUCUAUCAGCAAGAAGCGCAAGAGACCGCCAAGUGACAAUGAUCGUCGAAAAGCUCUCCGUAUGGUCGGUGAAGACCCCAAUCUUCUUGGCGGAGACCUCCAUCAUUUCAACGACGACAAGGAGAUUGUCUUGGCAGCCGUGAGUGAAGAUGGCAGUGUUUUGCAACACGCAUCGCGAAGACUACAAACCAACAAGAAGAUUGUACUGGCCGCCGUACAGCAAGAUGGUGCUGUGUUGGCAAUGUCCUUUAUUCACUACAGUUUCCGAGACGAUGAGGAUGUUUGUUUGGCAGCCUUGCAAUCUUUGUCGCCCGAAAAGUCCCACAUUCUGCAGUGUAUUUCCCCCACACUCCGAGACGAUAAAGAAUUCAUGCUAGCCGCGGGACGAUUGUGUACCCACUAUGAUCCAUUUGUGGGCUAUGCUUCCGAACGACUGCGCAACAGCCGGAGAUUUAUCCUCGCUGCAUUGGAGCAAGGCAAUGCGGCACUCAAGCAUGCAUCACAGCGGCUCCGAGACGACCCGAAAAUUGUCCUGCGGGCCGUGCAUCACUCUCCCAAAGCACUCAUUCAUGCGUCGUAUCGAUUGCAGAAGGAUCGGGACAUUGCCAUGGCUUUGGUGGAGAAUGCAAGCAACACGAAUCACAGCAUGGAAUCGCUCAUUCAGGAUAGGUUCAUGGGAGACCGACAAUAUGUCUUGGCGGCCAUUCACAAUGCACGCACCAACGAAGUCUUUGCGCUGUUGAAACGAGCCAGUGGAAACUUGAAAUCGGAUCGAGAAGUAGUGCUAGCUGCCGUUCGAAAAGACGGCAAUACACUCACGUUGGCAUCGAGACGCCUCCGCAACGACAGACGGAUUGUCCUCAAAGCCGUCAAGCGAACGGGACAUAUGUUGGAGUUUGCCUCGGACAAUCUGCAGGAUGACGCGGAACUGGUCCGAGAAGCCAUCCACCAGCAUGGUGGUUGUGCUGGUAUAUUGGAGCACGCGUCCGAUCGUCUGCGCUCCAACAAGGGCUUUAUACUAGACGUUACAGACGGGGAUGGUCUUUUGAUCCUACAAUACGCAUCCGAGGAGCUACACAAUAAUUCACAAACGAUUGCAAACGUUAUCAAACGGGCUGUCUUUCAAGAAUUUCAGAAGGACGGCGUGGACAAUGCGGACCUGUUUCGAAAGUUGCCAGAACGUCUCCGAGAUGACUAUGACGUGGUCAAGGAGGCUAUCCUGGGCGAUGUCGAUAUCGGUCGCUUUUCUCCCGAAAUGCUCCAGUUUGUAUCACCGAGAUUGUUGAACGAUGCCUCCAUUUUGAGAAAAGCCAUUCGCCGUCAACGCCAUGAUCUCAAAAAGGUGGGUGUCUUACAACCCAGCGCCGGGAAUCAUGCGUUGGAUUUUGUACCCAUUCACAACAUUCGAAGAAUGCUCGAACUCCAGGAAGUAGCAGAGUUCCCAUUGCGCUUUGAGGAGCUGCCAGUGGAACUACGCAACGACAAGGAGAUUGCUCUGACGGCCGUCCGCCAAGACGGAAGGUUGCUCCGGUUCUGUUUGCCAGAUCACCAGGAUAGAGAGAUUGCUUUGGCGGCCGUGACAGAGAACUGCCAGGCAAUCGAGUACGUGUCCGAGUCACUGCAAUCAGACAACGAGAUUGCUCUAUCUGCCGUUUCAGGGGAUGGUCUGCUUCUGAGGUACUUGCCAAGUUGCAACGAGAAGAGUAUUGUCGUUGCUGCAGUGUCACAGAACCCGAAUGCCAUCACCCAUACGUCGGAGGCUUGGAAGGCCGACAAGGAGAUCGGUCUGUUGGUUGUUUCGCAAGAUGACUCUGGGUCUUUGAUUCAAUAUUUGGACGCGUAUGUGCGUGCCGAUAAGAAGGUGGCUCUGGCUGCCGUAAGGAAGAAUGGAAAUGCUUUCCAGUAUCUUCCAGAGCACACGCGGGAGGACAGAGAGCUUGUCCUAUGCAUUCUUGAGAAGAGCGACAGCCAAGAGAUGGCUAAAAGCGUCCUCGCCGUCCUCCCACACAGCCUCAAAGCAGACAAGGAGGUCGUUUUGGCUGGAAUGAAGCACGAUGGCGAUUUCUAUUUUCAAUUGUACGGGUCACUGGCGGCAGACAGGGACGUGGUCCUUGCAGCUUUAGAGAAUUGCUCCAAGGGGGUGGUGGAGCAGCUGGUUCAAAACUUGGACGAUGCUCUGACCACAGAUCGGGAAAUUGCAAUGGCCGCUGUCAAACGGAAUGGUCAUUGCCUGUGGUAUUUCGCGGAGCUAGUGGAUGACAGGGAGAUUGUACUAUCUGCGGUGAUUGCGGAUGCAUCUGUCAUGCAAGAUGUGGAAGAACAUUGGUCAGAAGACCCAGAGUUUGCCUUGGAAGCUGCAACACAGAACUUUCUUGUCACAGAACACCUGGAGGAGCCGUUGAAGACUGCCCUUCGCAACGAUCCUGCUGUUGUAGCACAAGUAGUUCGAUAUGGUGGCGGCCAAGGUACCGGUGCCCAAAGAUGGUGGAGAAGUUUUGUUGGUGAGGAUUUCAAGAAGCUUUUUACGCCAGCAGUUGUUGCUCUCAGGAAAGUUCUUCCGGAGACGGAGGGGGGCGAUUUCGACGUCAUGACAAGUUCAGAUAAAGCAACACAGGUUUCAGCAGGCAUGAUUCUUAGCUUGAGGAUGGAGUCUUGGCACCUGUCUCCGCAUCUGCCGACCGAUGUUCAACGGCUCAUCCGUGGUUACGCGGGCAUUGAUGAAGACAUGAGAGUCGCGGAAAGUAUCCAGCACUGUGCUCCAGUUAUUGGCGCAUUCGCUGAAAGAGGAUUCCUAUGGUCGCACAUUCGAGUUUCUCCGUACCUGUACUCGCAACCGUCUGAGGUAGAGGAUCCGGAGGCGGAAGAAUCGGAUGCCUGAAUGCCAAUCGACAUCUUCAACCAUUUUACCAUCUCUCCCAGCAAGCAGAAUGCCAACAGCUGAUAUCAGCAAGGGCAUGGUUGGCCUAAGCUUAGAACCAUAGCCAUAAACUCGUACUGUAAUGUCUGGGCUUGCGACAUUGUUCAAUCUACCGUGAAUUGCCGUGUAAUCGAAUGAUUGAAUCGAAUCAUAUGAUGUUGUCGUGUUGCGGCUGCGGAUCCAAACCAGACGUAGUGCCGACUUCGAGACUUGAUUGUCAAGGUUAUGGUGAAGCGUUGCGAAGUCCCAACCAACAGGUACCGGUAUGCCUCCAUUUUUGCUAUAGGGUUCUCAGCUGGCCGAUUCGUCGUCUGCCGACUCAAGGAUGGUUAUUCGCCCAGGCCUGUUGAUUUGUCGUGAUGGUACAUGUACAUGUCGUCUGCCGAGCGCUUAGUCGGUGACAAUUCAUUUUUAGUCAUCGGCAACCGAGACCACCGGGAGGGGAUAGCAUUUUCGUACAAAAAUCUCAUCCACACGAGAUCGAUACAAGUCUCUAUCAUGGGGCCCGAAUCCUCGUGGUGUCCUGGAUAGGUUGUCGUUGAUGCCUCCGGUGCGAAUGGGCCAGUUUGUAUCAUCCAAGAUGAGGCUGGUGCCCAUGUGUUUUCCAUUGAAAUCCGGAAUCAUGUUGGCCACACAAUCGUAUUCGUCUUCAAGUUGAUUCAUGUAUCGAUAGUGGUUUUGUGGGUUGGCAUCAUGACAAGGAAAUUUGUGCGAAUCUACCGCCACUCGAGGAGCUCCAAAGGUGAUGAUUGUGGGGUUGUAGUGUCUCAAGUCAAUGGAUGCCACGACGGCAAUGCUUCCGCCCUGAGAAUUGAAUCAAAAGUGAGCCGAACUCGUUGGUGAUGGUCCAGGCAAUUAUCACGCCAAUGCAUGCAUGUGUUCUGACCACUCGUUUCCUUACCUGACUGUAUCCACCCAAAAAGAGUGGACACUGACCUGUGCAAGAGGCAACACAGUUAUCUACCUGCAGUGUGGUUGUUCAUUCAUAUUGUGAGUGCAGGUACCGGUACCGCACAGGGCAGCAUGGGCUUGAUCAAGAAUGCUGCAGCUUUUGACGCACCUCCGUAAUGAACUCCUCGUAAUACUUGGUAAAAUAUCCAUUCUUGUACCCACUCCGAACAAGGCAAUCGCUGUCCUUGACUCUGGCGCUAAAGAUGUUGGCAUUCUGGAGGUAGU